This is a messenger RNA of Solanum verrucosum, 1454 nucleotides long. RefSeq lists its product as uncharacterized. Lineage: Eukaryota; Viridiplantae; Streptophyta; Magnoliopsida; Solanales; Solanaceae. The record is from RefSeq and is a predicted model, not a curated record. The transcript is spliced from 4 exons. The coding region runs from base 7 to 1365 and encodes 452 amino acids.
UGAUCCAUGGCUACUCAAAGGAAUAACCCAAACACCUCUAAAUCCAUGGCUGAUCAAAGGAAUAACCCUAACACCUCUAAAUCCAUGGCUGAUCAAAGGAAUAACUCAAACUCAAACUCAAACUCAAACCCAAACCCAAACCCAAACCCAAACAACUCUAAAUCUAUAAACAAGAAGAGACAACCAUUUGCCGACAUAUCCAAUUUCAAUCUUAUACCCACUUCCACUCUCCGUAAACUUUGCUCCUUCUCCUCUCCUGCUACUUCGAAAUCCCAAAAUGUUAUUCCAAAACCCCCAAUUUCUGAUUCCAAUUCUUCAAAACCCAAUUACAAGGAGGCAAACUCUGAAACAAGCGUCGCUUCUUCCGAUUUCAAUUCUGUUCAAAACCCUAAUGCUGGCAGGGGUAAUGAAGCUGUACUGUAUAAUCGAAGGCACACUACAAAGAAGUCCAAUUUAGAAGCUACUGCUCUGCCCUUCACUUCCAGUCAUGAAAACAAAAAAGACAAAAGGAAGGAGAUUGAUGUGCCUUGCCUUUCCCUGCCUCCUCCUACAGUUAUGAAGGAUAAAGGGAAAGCAAUCGCUGAGCCUUUCAGUAGCUUAUCUCCUGAGACUAGGCAAGAUAAGGGGAAAAGAGCAGUUGUUCUGUCUACCCCAGUUUCAGGAGAUAAAGCUGUAGUUAACAAUCGAAGGCAGACUGCAAAGAGGUCUAAUUUAGAAGCUAGUGCUCUGCCAUUCACUUCCAGUCAUGAAAACAAAGAGGACAAAAGGAAGGAGAUUGAUGAGCCAUUCCUUUCCCUGCCUCCUCCUACAGUUAUGAAGGAUAAAGGGAAAGCAAUUGCUGAGCCUUUCAGUUGCUUAUCUCCUGAGACUAGGCAAGAUAAGGGUAAAAGAGCAGUUGUUCUGUCUACCCCAGUUUCAGGAAAUAAGAAGACGAAAGGUAUUCAUGAGCCUUUCAUGUCUUCAUCUCCUCAGAAGGCAAAAUCCAAAGCUCAGGCAAUUUCUCAUGAGCACUUCCCUUCAGAUGAAAAAGCAGCUGAAGAAACAGUUGGUGUAUCGUCUGGAAGUUGCUCAUCGUUAAAGAGAACAAGGGGAAAAGGGAUAGUAGAUGCUUCAGUUUUUAGUUGCCCCACCUUGCCAAAGAAGAGAACGAAUAGGAGUGAAUUCAGUGGAGUUGGUGAUAUUAAACCGUCUGGAUCAUGGACGGAUCCUACUGGAAAGCGAAAGAAGCGGAGGUGCACACAGCAGAAACCUGCCGUUGAAGAGUCCUUGCCACAAGAUUUUGUCAACUACUGGCGAGAGCAUUUUAAAGAGAUUGAUGAGUUUGAAUUGCCAGAAGAGGAAGCAUCAUAUAGUGAUUUGGAAUAGAAAGGAGAGGAACAGUGCUUGGCAGGAAGCAAAUCUAGUGUGACCAACUGACCCCCAUGUGUAUAGUAAUGUCCAUAUACUUCAUAAAC